Molecule: messenger RNA, 1947 nt
Organism: Penicillium coprophilum
Lineage: Eukaryota; Fungi; Ascomycota; Eurotiomycetes; Eurotiales; Aspergillaceae
Exons: 7
Coding region: 1-1947 (648 amino acids)
Molecular function (GO): oxidoreductase activity; copper ion binding
Source: RefSeq, a predicted model, not a curated record
AUGCGGAUGUACAGUCGGCGGAAACCUGUUACGAGUCCAGAACAGUUGACCCCGCCAAUGCCGGAGCUGUCACAACGACCAUGGCCAAUCGUGGGCUGUUCAUUGGCUGCUUGUUUUUUGAUUGGGCUGGUUUACCUUCUCCAAUCUACAUUUAUUUCUCUCGUACCAUUGAUUCUGCCUGGUCGCCAUCAUCACAACAUUCAGAAAACUGAAGCUAUCAUUGCUCGGCCGCGGACAGAGCUUCACCCCGAUGAUCAUGCGUACCGGGUGCCGACGAUUCAAUACUUAGAUUGGCGUGUGACCUCGGAUUUUCGCAGACCGGAUGGUGUAUUGAAGCAGGUAUAUCUCAUCAACGGCCUCUUCCCUGGACCAACGGUGGAGGCCCGCUCUGGUGACACCUUAAUUAUCAACGUUACCAACGCCUUGUCGGAUGAGGCAAUUGGUCUCCAUUGGCACGGUCUUCAUGUGGCUAAUGCCAUGGACGGGGCAGUCGGAAUCUCACAGUGUCCUGUGGCUUCUGGGGCGCAUUUUACUUAUAAUUUGACAAUUGCAGCCGAUCAGAGUGGUACUUUCUGGUACCAUGCCCAUUUAGGAGUCUCGCGGGCGGAUGGCCUUUAUGGUGGGCUAGUCGUUCAUGCACCGGCUUCCACAUCGACCACUCGGGGCUUCACAUCCCGGAGGUGGGAUAAGCCCCGCCGUUACACCUAUGACAGAGAACUUCUGCUUCUCAUCGGGGACUGGUACCAUCGCCCUGCGGGUGAUGUUCUGGAAUGGUUUAUGGACCCAGGGAACUUCGGAAACGAGCCUGUUCCUGAUUCUGUGCUCAUUAAUGGAGCAGGGUAUUUUGACUGCCUCAGGGCUGUGCCUGCUAGGCCAGUGGACUGCAUUGAUCAGCCAGUGAAUAAUUCAUUUGUCGACCUCGAUCCGCACACUACAUAUCGAAUUCGUGUGGUCAACACUGGAGCUCUGGCCGGGCUCGGUCUUGUCUUCGACAAUCACCAACUGGACCUGCUUCAGGUCGACAGUGUUGAUGUUAGCCCCCAGAAAGAGACAAAUAUAAAUUCCGUCGGUAUACUCUUCCCUGGGCAACGCAUGGACUUUGUUCUUCGACCAUUAUCACAACCUGUUAAAAGGCAGUCACAUAUGACCGUUCAGUUGGAUCAAGAUUCCUUCAAGUAUGCCAACCCGGUGUUGACGCCAGAUCAAACUUUCCCCAUGAAUUAUCAUUCUACUGGCGCCCAGGUAUCUCCAUUCAAGGUCCACCAUAUCAAUAUCGAAGAAGUACCUUCUGCGCCCUCUAUUCUUCGCUCUAUCCCUACAAGAGCGCAACAAAUACAUGUGGUCUAUACCAAAAUCCAAAAGUUGGCCCGAUUUUCCAACAAGCCACUCGGUUACUUCAACCAGACUACCUGGAAGCCCCAGCAAGAUCCACCCGCUCCGUUGACCUCUAUACCACGAGUUCAAUGGGACGCAAAUCAGUUCGCAAUAACCACGGGACCAGAGCCUACAUGGGUGGACCUAGUCAUCAACAAUCUAGACGAAGGCUCCCACCCUUUCCACAUGCACGGGCACCACUUCUACAUACUCGCAGUUCAUCAAGCCGAAUUUGGCUGGGGCUCCUACAAUCCUUUCGUUGACAAAACCCCACCACACUUGGAAGCUGACUCAGAUGCGUUGAAAUAUGACACAGAUGACACCCAGCAUUCCAACACUGGUUAUAAUUCCAGUCUGUAUGACAUAUCCCGGGCUGCUUUGCGUGACACAGUUCGGAUUCCAAGUCGCGGCUAUGCUGUUCUGCGUUUCCGGGCGGACAACCCCGGCGUUUGGCUUCUUCAUUGCCAUAUGCUUUGGCAUUCGGCGACGGGUAUGGCCAUGCUGAUUGAUGUGCAGGGCGAUCCGACAGGAGUGACUGCGCACGCUGACAGCGAAUUAUGUUCUACAUUUUGA